Molecule: messenger RNA, 972 nt
Organism: Peniophora sp. CBMAI 1063
Lineage: Eukaryota; Fungi; Basidiomycota; Agaricomycetes; Russulales; Peniophoraceae
Source: the annotation of a GenBank genome assembly
AUGUCCUCGUCAACCACUCCUGCGGCAGACAGGCCAACGCGCACAUUGUCAACCGGCGAAGGCUUCGUGCUCGGAGGUAUCGCAGCUUGUAUUGCCGUCACCUUCUCGAAUCCAGCAGAGGUUGCCAAAACCCGUCUGCAGUUGCAGGGCGAACUCGCGAAGGGCGGUGGAAAGAAGGUUUACAACAAUGUGCUUGACGUGUUCGUGAAAACAUGGCGGAAUGAAGGAUUGAGGGGUAUGCAGCGCGGACUGCCGCCAGCAUACGCCUACCAGAUGCUGCUCAACGGCUCACGUCUGGGGUUCUAUGAUCCAUUGAGGAAGGCUCUAAAUAGCUUAUUUGGACUGGACGCCAGCGUCCAGAACCCAUUCACAUCCGUUGCUGCUGGUGCUGGAAGUGGUGCCAUCGGAGCGUCGCUCGGUAAUCCAUUGUUCCUAAUCAAAGCACGCAUGCAGGCGUACUCGCCAGCAUUACCCGUCGGCGCCCAACAUUUCUAUAAGAGUUCAACGCACGCUUUGCGGACCAUCUGGCAGACCGAGGGUCCUCGUGGCCUGAUUCGAGGCGUUGAUGCAGCUAUCCUGCGUACAGCUAUGGGGUCUUCUGUCCAACUACCGACCUACAACUGGACAAAGAAUCAACUAGUUUCGAACGGAAUUCUUCCAGACAAGAGCGUCUGGACGUAUCUUGCUUCCAGUUCUGUUUCCGGUAUUUGCGUGCUUCUCGUGAUGCAGCCUGCCGAUACGGCCUUGACACGGGUUUACAACCAACCGACACAGACAUUGCCAAACGGCCGUAUUGUUGGAACGCUGUACAAGAACCCCAUUGAUUGUCUAUGGAAGACCUUUAAGACGGAAGGUCCUCUAGCAUGGUACAAGGGCUCGACGGCUCAUUUCCUCCGCAUAGCGCCACAUACCAUCAUCACACUCACCGCCAACGACCUCAUUCUAAACCUCUACAAAAAGUACGCUCUAUAA